UGUGAAUACGGUGCAAAAAUCUACUUUUAGUCUACUAUUUGAAAAACGUCGUCGGUACAAAACGUAUCGUUCUUUUUCUCUAAACACACUGAGAUUAAAAAUGGCAGAAGAAAUGGAAACUAUGUUUGAAAAGCUGUCGAAAGCCGAAGACUGCAAAUCUCUUCUAAAGAAGCAUUUAAGUAAAGAAGUGUUUGAAACAUUAAAAGAUAAGAAGACAAGUUUAGGAGGCACUUUAGCUGAUUGUAUACGAUCUGGUGUUGAAAAUCCGGAAAGUGGUGUUGGUAUCUAUGCUUGUGACCCUGAAGCCUACACUGUGUUUGCUGAUACUUUAGACCCAGUAAUUAAGGAUUACCACAAAAUUCCUGACAACAUACCAAUCAAGCACCCGGCCUGUGAUCUUGGUGAUCCAGAGAAACUGAAAUUUGAGGAUCUAGAUCCCGAGGGAAAGUUUAUUGUUUCUACUAGAGUUAGAGUUGGACGAUCUCAUGAUAACUUUGGAUUCCCACCCAUACUUACCAAAGAGCAAAGAGAGGAGAUGGAGAGGAAAACAACUGAAGCCUUUGAUGGUUUACCAGAAGAACUAAAAGGAUCUUAUCAUCCAAUAGAGGGCAUGGAUGCCGAUACACAAAAACAACUCACAGAGGAUCAUUUCUUAUUCAAUGAUCAUGAUAGAUUCUUGAGAGCUGCAGGUGGAUACAAUGACUGGCCAACCGGUAGAGGUAUCUAUUUUAAUGAAGAGAAGAAUUUCUUAGUUUGGGUCAAUGAAGAAGAUCAUUUAAGAAUUAUUUCCAUGCAGAAAGGAGGUGAUUUAGGCGCUGUUUAUAAACGUCUUGUAACGGCAAUUAAAGCAUUGGAAAAGAAAUUGUCGUUUGCCAGGAAUGACAGACUUGGUUUCUUGACAUUCUGCCCCACUAAUCUUGGUACCACUUUGAGAGCCAGUGUGCAUGUAAAGAUACCAAAUCUAGCUGCUCAACCCAACUUUAAAGAAGUGUGUGACACAUAUAAUUUACAAGCUAGAGGUAUCCAUGGUGAACACACGGAAUCUGUUGGUGGUGUUUAUGAUGUUUCUAAUAAGAGAAGAUUGGGACUUACUGAAUUAGAAGCUGUAACUGAGAUGUACAAUGGAGUUAAAGAGAUUAUUAGACAAGAGAAAGAACUUUCAGUCAAACCCGAGUCUCUGGAAGAUAUGUAUGAACAUGUAUCAAAAGCUGACAACUGUAAGUCCUUGAUGAAGAAGUAUUUUACUAAGGAGGUGAUGGGGAAACUGAAGGACAAGAAAACCAGUCAUGGGGCAACUCUAAUGGACUGUAUCUAUUCGGGAGUAAUGAAUCUAGACAGUGGAGUGGGAAUCUAUGCAGCCGACCCUGAAUCCUAUACGGUAUUUGCCGAUAUUUUGGAUCCAGUUAUUAAAGAAUACCACAAACUGAAGUCAUCUGAUACCAUUUCUCAUCCACCCUUUGAUUUAGGAGAUGUUGAAAAUCUUCCUUUCCCAGAUCUCGAUCCAGAAGGGAACAUGAUCGUCUCUACUCGUAUUCGUGUUGGUAGAAGCCACAAAGAGUUUGCAUUCCCACCUGUUUUAACCAAAGGGGAUCGAAUAAACAUAGAAACUAUUUCUGUUGCUGCUUUAAAUAGUCUUGGUGAUGAAUUAAAGGGACAAUACCACCCCCUGGAUGGAAUGAGGAAAGAAACGCAAGAUCAGUUAACAGCAGAUCAUUUCUUGUUUAAUGAUCACGAUAGAUUUUUGAAGGCUGCAGGAGGGUACAAUGACUGGCCAACCGGUAGAGGUAUCUAUUUUAAUGAAGAGAAGAAUUUCUUAGUUUGGGUCAAUGAAGAAGAUCAUUUAAGAAUUAUUUCCAUGCAGAAAGGAGGCGAUUUAGGUGCUGUUUAUAAGAGGUUAGUCAAGGCUAUCAAUAUUUUAAGUGAGAAGUUGAGUUUUGCCAGGGAAGAUCGUCUUGGAUUCCUCACGUUCUGUCCCAGUAAUUUGGGUACAACACUUAGAGCUAGUGUUCAUAUUAAAAUACCAAAUUUGGCUGCCAAGAAAGAUUUUAAACAAAUCUGUGAUAAACUGAAGCUUCAAGCUCGUGGUAUCCAUGGAGAACAUACAGAAUCUGUUGGUGGGGUUUACGAUAUCUCAAACAAGAGAAGACUUGGUAUCUCUGAAAUCGACGCCGUGAAGGAAAUGUACAACGGUGUUCAAGAAAUUAUCAGAAUGGAAAAAGAUUUAGCAAAUGGCAAAGGAACAAAAUCUUCAACAUGCACCGUUUUGUAACCAGCGUUGUAACUCUGCUUUCUGUCCAGAUUUAAAUUUCAUAAUUUAUUUUGAUAAAAUGUUAAUAAAAUAAAAUCACGAAAUUAUUUUUUUU
Molecule: messenger RNA, 2363 nt
Organism: Lottia gigantea (owl limpet)
Lineage: Eukaryota; Metazoa; Mollusca; Gastropoda; Lottiidae
Exons: 1
Coding region: 101-2269 (722 amino acids)
Biological process (GO): phosphocreatine biosynthetic process
Molecular function (GO): creatine kinase activity
Source: RefSeq, a predicted model, not a curated record